AUGACGAAAAGAGAGAUAAUGUACCUGUCUUUUCCUGGAGAAAUGUUGAUGAGAAUGUUGAAAAUGUUGAUUCUUCCACUGAUUGUGUCCAGUUUGAUAGCGGGAAUUGCUGGUCUGGACGCCAAGACCUGCGGCAAGAUGGGGUUGAGAACAAUGGCGUACUUUGCUACGACGACGCUUUUGGCGGUCAUUUUGGGGAUAACUAUGGCCGUCAUUAUUCAGCCUGGCCGAAAUGCUGACCGGUCAAAAAUUCAGAGAUACGGAAAAACAGAAAAACUCAACACCGCUGACACUUUCCUUGAUCUUAUCAGAAACCUUUUUCCGGAUAACCUGAUCGUCUCCUGUAUCACCGGAUACAGGACUGCGUUGAAGGAAGAGGUUAUCGAGAAGAAAAUACUAAAUUCCACGUUCAACGGAACCACGUAUGGCGACUUCAUGUCAAACGCAACCAACUUCACCUCAGGUGGCGACACCAUCAUUGUGAUAAACGGAACUAACCACACCAUUGACCAAUUCGCUACAGUUGUACGUGAGGUGAUCUCCGUUCCGACGAAAGGCGAGACCGGCCAGGUGAACAUUCUGGGUCUGGUAGUAUUCUCAGUAUGUAUGGGAGUCAUCAUUGGCCGCAUGGGUGUCCGGGGGAAACCCAUCGUCGAUUUCUGCAAUUGUUUGGUGGAGGCUACCAUGAAUCUUUUCAUCGUCUUCAUCUGGUACUCUCCCGUCGGUAUCAUGUUUUUGAUAGCAGGCAAGAUAGUGGCGAUGGAAGACUUCAGCGUCCUCCUAACUCAGGUGGGACUUUACUUCCUCACCGUGCUGUGUGGACUCUUUGUCCAUGGCGCCUUGGUCCUUCCUGGACUAUACUUCCUGUGCACCAGGAAAAACCCAUACAAGUUCAUGUGUGGAAUUUUUCAAGCCAUGGCUACUGCAUUCGGAACAUCUAGCAGUUCCGCUACAAUGCCCGUCACUCUCCAUUGCCUGGAGCACAAUAACCACAUUGACCCCCGUGUAAGUACGUUUGUGAUCCCCGUGGGAGCAACCAUCAACAUGGAUGGUACUGCCCUGUACGAGGCUGUUGCUGCACUGUUCAUUGCACAAGUCAACGCUGCAACCAUGUCGUUCGGACAAAUCGUCACAAUCAGCAUCACUGCAACGGCUGCGUCUAUCGGAGCGGCAGGGGUCCCUCAGGCUGGACUUGUAACCAUGGUGAUUGUUUUGGCUGCUGUAGGGCUGCCUAUCGAUGACAUCACACUCAUUCUCGUUGUUGAUUGGUUCCUUGAUCGCUUCCGAACUAUGACAAAUGUGACGGGAGACAGUCUCGGAGCAGGACUCGUGUACGAGUUGUCAAAGCACGAGCUACCUGCUUUGGAAGCAGACGAAGCUGAGCCUACUGCAGUUACGACGGAAAACCCGGGACCAAACAAAGCCGUCUCAAAUGGGACCGACUCUAUGACGGCAGUGUAAAACAUUUGCGUCAUUAUGACGUCAUAUAUUUCCAAUGAUCAACGAGCCGAUGUCGAAUCGAGUCAUAAUGACGUCAUUCGAUGCUUGUCGUUUGCAAU
Messenger RNA from Pecten maximus, 1559 nucleotides. Its product is annotated as excitatory amino acid transporter 1-like. Lineage: Eukaryota; Metazoa; Mollusca; Bivalvia; Pectinida; Pectinidae. Gene Ontology annotation, biological process: L-glutamate transmembrane transport. The record is from RefSeq and is a predicted model, not a curated record. Gene Ontology annotation, molecular function: glutamate:sodium symporter activity; L-glutamate transmembrane transporter activity; neutral L-amino acid transmembrane transporter activity. The transcript has 8 exons. Bases 1 to 1461 code for a protein of 486 amino acids. Gene Ontology annotation, cellular component: plasma membrane.